AUGGGUCGAAAAUAUUAUUGUGAUUAUUGUGAUAAAAGAUUACCAGCUGGUUUAAAUCAUCGAAAAAGUCAUAAUCAAGGAAUUCAACAUAUUAAUAAUAAACGAAUUUAUUAUCUUCAAUUUCAAGAUCCUGUUGAAAUAUUAUUGAAUGAACGAACAAAAAAAAUUUGUAAUAAAUGGAAUCAAAGUCAUUCAUGUCCUUUUGGUGAUAAUUGUAAAUAUUCACAUCGAUCGAAUUAUGAACUUAUUCAAUUAAUUGAACAAGCAAAACAAAAUUUAAAUAAUCAAUUAAAUUUUGAUAUUCAUCGAUGGAUACAAAAGAAAUUACCAAGUGAAAUUCUCUUGCCUGAAUCUCUUGCUUCAUAA
Rotaria sordida is the source of this 366-nucleotide messenger RNA. The record is from the annotation of a GenBank genome assembly. Lineage: Eukaryota; Metazoa; Rotifera; Eurotatoria; Philodinida; Philodinidae.